Molecule: messenger RNA, 417 nt
Organism: Microsporum canis CBS 113480
Lineage: Eukaryota; Fungi; Ascomycota; Eurotiomycetes; Onygenales; Arthrodermataceae
Exons: 3
Coding region: 1-417 (138 amino acids)
Source: RefSeq, a predicted model, not a curated record
AUGUCAACAAUAUACAUCCUGGAAUUAGGUGGAGGCCUUCGUAAAUGGCAAAAACCGUCCUUGAGUCUGUGGGAUUCCACCUUACUGUUGAUCAAGAUACUUGAACCUUCUAGCAUAAACAUCUUGGUUCUUCGUCUUCUGUUUUGCAAAGUAAGAUUUUCUCCAGGUAUCUGCAUAGAUAUAAUGGUGAUCGACUGUGCAGUAGAGCCAGCUUGUUGGAGAAAAGGCAAAAGGGCUGCACCAUGCAAGAUCAGCAUCUGCAUGAUAUCAGUGAUAUGUAUCUAUGGACAAGGUUGGAACGCAGGUUUAAACAGGCAGCGUUUCCAGGGGAGGGCGAAUGACGUGACUAGUGCCAUGGCCUCAAAUAUACUCAUCAGAAACGAAAGAUCCGCAUCGGUGUUUGAUGGAGUUGAGUAG